This is a messenger RNA of Guillardia theta CCMP2712, 561 nucleotides long. RefSeq lists its product as hypothetical. The transcript has 7 exons. The record is from RefSeq and is a predicted model, not a curated record. Bases 249 to 443 code for a protein of 64 amino acids. NCBI's taxonomy places the organism in Eukaryota, Cryptophyceae, Pyrenomonadales, Geminigeraceae.
GUGGGUAGAGGAAGUCAGAAGGUUGCGGCCAGGGAGGAUGACGAGGAGGAGCGAGUCGGGGGAGGGAACGUGGGAGCAUGUCGCCUACGGGGACUACGUGGCAGCUCUCACGAAGCCAGCGUUGGCGGUGAUGACCCGCAGAGCUCUACGACGAAGCGCUGCAGAGGAGCGAAGAAUUUCCUGAUGUCAAUUAUAAGAAUGCUGCUAUCGCCUUCGGCAAAUUUCGAAACCGCGACAGUCCGUGUAAGAUGGUCCACUACUUUUCUGUCUUCCUCCUCAAGACUUCGAGCAAGCAAGAGCAUCAGAUCCUACGCACCCUGAGAGAUUUCCUCGUCCAUGAGCAGAAGAUGCAGGAGGAGGGCGAAGGCUGCAGCAGUGAGAUUCUUCUCACAGCGAAGAAAGCGUACAGGCACUACAGGAGGGUCGUAGCUGAGUCGAAGUGAAGGAGCACAACACAUGUUAACUUGUAGCUCAACAUCAGUCGAGUACACUCAACUCAGCUGUUACCACAUGAUUCCAGUUUCACAUUGGUUUAUUCACUGCUAAAAGAAUAAUCGCGAC